GGUGAGUGACCAGCGAAAGGGCGGUGAGGGUGAAAGCGGGCGACCCCCCACCACCAACAGACCCUGCCGCGAGCCUCGCGUUUGUCCGGCCGGUCGUCUUUCUCUUCUCUAUUCCGCGGCCAGGACUCGACCUGCAAGCACCUCCAACAAGGGAUACCCUUCCUGUGACCACAAUCCGCAGCAGCCAAGGAAAGCAUUGUAAUCAAGUUGUCCCGAGACAAGAGCAGCAAAAAGCAGCCAAAAUGUCGAUGACCUGCGCGAGGUGUUCGCCACUUUUGUGCCUUGUGCCGCUGCUGUUCGCUCUGACGAGUGCCGCCCCUUUGGCGUCCAGCAACACUUCUUCCUCUUCUUCCACCACUUCUUCCACUUUGCAAACCACAACCACCACCCUCUCGACCACCGCUCCGACCACGCAAGAAUCCACCGGCACUUCCCAAAUGUCCACCUCGACGGCCUGGCCCGAGUACGAACAGGCGGCCACGACGCUGGCCGCCGAGGAGACCAACGAGGAGGAGAUCAGGCUGUGGCCGGGCUACUGGAUCAAGACGGACGCGGACCAGGAGGAGGCGCAGGAGAGCAGCAACGUCGACUACCGCACCGAGGUCUAUCACAUCGCCGACCUCUUUUCGACAGCGAAUUCUUCAAAAUCGUCCGACGAGUAAUUUAAUUAUAUAAAUCAAAGUAAUUGAAAAAAAUAGAAGAGAAGAAUUAGCCAUUUCAGGUUACUUGAUGCCAAACUCUGAUCAUACAUUUUCAUUCUCCAUAAUUGUCACAAUUUUUACUUCAUUUUUCCCCAGACAAUUAAAAAUUACAGAGCAAUUAAUGCCAAAUAUACUCAUGUCGACGGUUGAUUGCUGAAAAUAGUUUUUAGCCCUCAUUCCUCAUUUUUUGUUUGUUUUGCAUUUACCUGGAAAGGCGUCUAUUAUCAAUUUGUGUAAAAUGCAUUUUAAUUACUACUUCAGGAGAGUCUUCGGUACGUAUAUUUUUAGAUUUUAAGAGCUACGACGGACUGUCCUACCUCCAGGAAAAGUACUCUUUCGAAUGGUUCUAUUUUUUUGCGGGACGGCGCCUCUCGAUUCGAGGCGUUUUGAUUUUGUUAGUUGACUGACUUUGUGAAAAAAAUUCCAUGUACAAAUUAAGCGAUCACGCAGCAGUUUUAUUACUUUUAGACGCUGCUACAAUUUAUUGUGAAAUGCCGGAUGGUCUGAGCUGGACAGCAUCUUUUAAAAUUUUGCAAAUUAAAAAAAGAAGAUAUUUUUAUGCAAAUUUCCUUUGAGCCUCAGACCCUAAGCAUUGAAGAUUUUCUACUCCCUUGUUUACUCCCAAUGUAAUUUUAGUAAUUUUUAUUAAAUAAAUACAUUAAUUU
Neocloeon triangulifer is the source of this 1366-nucleotide messenger RNA. RefSeq lists its product as uncharacterized. Bases 243 to 662 code for a protein of 139 amino acids. The record is from RefSeq and is a predicted model, not a curated record. The transcript has 2 exons. NCBI's taxonomy places the organism in Eukaryota, Metazoa, Arthropoda, Insecta, Ephemeroptera, Baetidae.